AUGGCCGUUGCUGCUCUUUUGUCACGAGGAAACUCGAAUGCGACAGGGACAGCGAAACCUGAGCAGUCACACCGCGUCAUGGACGGCCGCCCGCAGCAUCGGAUCGCUCUCAUCGUUCCCUCUCGGAUUUUCUUUGAAAAACACAAAGGGCAACGAAACCAGAGAGUGUUCGUGCACAUCCUGGAAGAAGCUCAGACGCUGAAGUCACUGUUCCCUGCGACUGAAAAGGAACAACAUGAAACUGUAUGUGGACAAACUUCAGAAGCUGAAACGAGGAAGGCCGAGCUCAUAGGUCGAUUUCCUGCGCUCGUUUCUCAAGCAGCGGGCGUGAAGGAACAGGGAACAUCUCUGGAAAUUGACGACUCGACAGGUCUCGACCAAGAAAGCAGACAUUUCCGCAGCGAGAGCGUACCUGCUGUCCCGCAUACGCUCGAAGCAAGAAGUGCUGGAGAAACCGAACAGAUUGAAAGCCCAGAAAUCGACACCGACGGGAGAGUCGGUUUCGUUGGCGACAUCGGGGAAGAGGGAGGAGGCGCGAAGCCCGUGGGGGACGACGUGAAACAAAUGUUUCAGAAGAUAGAAGCGGUAACAGAACUUGCAGUGGGCGAACCGACAAACAUUUCGAUUCAAGGAAAAGAGGUCUGUGGUGAGACAUCUAUUGAAACAAGUGGGGCAUUUGCAGAGUCAGGGGAAUUUGGGCCGACUCCCCCCGAAAACCAAGCGUGCUGCCAGCAGUCAUGGACAGUGUGUGAAGGCGCCACCACAGAGGCGAAAAACCCAGGCUGUGUAGUUGCAGGUGUCGAACCUAAAGUGUCUGUGGUGAGCGAACGCGGGACCGAGGAAGGAAAGAACACGGUGGAGUUAGAGCCCUCAGAAAACGGAGUCCCCGACAUGAAUGGAUUCGGAAAAUUUGUCGAGGAAACGGCAGACCAAAACUCGCGACAUGUGUACAGUUCAAACCUACCAGAAACGGAUCACGACGGAAACGGUUGUGAAACUAUAGAGGACAGGUUGACAGGGCAUUUGACGCUCCGCAGUUCAGACAUAUGUGGUGACGCCGUUAUCCACAACAAAGGCUCUCACGUAGACAUCUCCCCGGAAGCCAGACAGGAGACCAAACCUUUCCUCAACGCCUGCACAAUACUCGACGACUUAGAAAGGUGGGAGAAAAACGACGUUGCGGGUGCGCCUCGUGGCGAGAGUUCCACCGUCGAUCAAGCGCCACCGGAGAGUGCCUGUGUCGCGACAGAGGCGGAAACGCAGCCAAAUACCGACGGCCGGGAUGAAAGCAGAGACGCGACGUUCGGUUCAGGUCUUCACGAGGACCGGGAAAACGUGGAUAUUCUUCAUCUACCAUCUGCCGUAAAAACUUCGACAGGGCGAAUGGACGGUCAACAGACGCCCUCUCAGACAGAGGCGGACGAAAGCGACAAGGCGGUUGUGCUCAAAUCGAUAUGGCAACUGAAUGGAGAGGAGUUUGCAUCCUGCCAAUCUCUGAGUGCUGCAACAGAAGAGCGACAGAACAUCCACGAGCUGAAACAGCGUCUAGACCAUGGAAUGAAGAGCAUGACGGAUGUCCAUGGCAUGGAGUCUGCCUCCGAAGACGCGACGUUGGCGUGGUCUUCGCGCAUGCUUUCCGCGGAACACCCUCAAGGCGGCAACGGGCCAGAAAUGCCCGCCAGAUCCCGAGAGUCAGAAAAUCGAACCUCCACAGUUUCUGUCGUGUUUCCAGACUUGCUGCCUGCCGGAGUUCGCCCACAACCCACAGCGAACAACAAAGGCGCGGAACGCCUCGCAGAUGUUCCUGUUCGUCGUGCUCCCGGAGUAGUUGACAGCCGCGUUUUCGCUACGUAUGACAUCCGUGACGCCAGGCGUUCGAACGCCUUCCACAAAAGUGAAAGAAGGCGACUGCCCAUCCACCGUGGAGACAGAGAACCUUUACACUCCCCUUUUGCCUCUCCUCGUGAUGGUCGCUGGGUUCCCGGGGAUCGGCAUCGGAGUCGGCGCCGGACGCUCGAGGAUUUGGGAACAAUGGUGGAAAUGGCGCGUUUGGCUAGGCAGCAUGCGACCGAGGCAGCUGCUGCGUCAGAGGCAGCGGCGGCUCGUGUCGAGUUGAUCAUGUCGGAAUGCCGUCUGCUGUACGAGACAGCAAAGGCAGACAUCCUUCGGACCAAGACCGAGGUGGAUUGUGCUCGGAAAAGCAUUUGGAGCGCGGCAGAGGAGAAAAAAGCCCCAGUGCAAGCGUUGCCGGCAAACGCCGAGCUGCAGACCGUUCAGGAACCGGCGGACGAAUUGUGUCGGCUGCUUGCGGAGAUGCGGGACGACAUGCUUUUUCGCAUUACCGAGAUGGAACACGAACUGAGAGCAACGGAGACUACGGCGGUACGAACCCAGAGUGAGUGGGAAAGAGCGACUCUGCGUUCGCCGCAUUUCAAACACAGUGGAGCAGCAGCGCCAGUGAUUGAAGAACUGAAGGGAAAGCGCGACACUCUCCGUGGGCGGGAAGGGCCGAACGGCCUCAUGGCAAAGAACCUCCCGCGAGGCGAGGGCGAAUCUGACAAAGAACGCACUAGCCAAGAUGUCCAGCUAAAGACAACGCGGAACGCAAAGGCCGACCGAUGGUUUCUUGGAGACGCAGAUGUGUUCGCACAGAAAAGUGAACAUGAAGGCAGUCGAGAAGCAGUCAGCCAAAAAGGCCGCUUGGCAACGACGGAAGAAGCGGAGGCAGCGGCCGUUGACGAUGUGACAGGCAGCCCCAACACCAAGGCAGGCGAGAAGUCUCUCGAACAUGUUGAGAAGAAGGAGGCAUGUAAUGGUGGUGACCCAGAUACGUCAGAUGUCGUCUCGACCAGGGACGGAAAAUGGGAGUUAGGCUUGCCAGAGGUGACGAAGUGCGACAAGGACGCUUGGCCGUUCCGUGCGGCCCGUUCAGAAGACAUUUGCGGCAACAGAAACCUUGCGGCCACACACCACGAGUCGUUCCGCGAUUUCCCUGACGUGGUGGGGAUCCAGACGGUGCGAGGGAUUCAAGAACAGUCGCGGUGCUUCUUGCCAGAUCGGCCAUUGGAACAGAAACCACAACAUAUCGGGCACAGAGGAACCGGGGAGAGUUCUACGCGUACACCGAUGUUUUGCAUUCUUCCUCGAGCUGGGCAGAGUGCGGAGAAGGAAACGAAAAAUGCAGGGAAAGUAGUCGAGGACCGCGAGGGCUGGACCGUGCUCCCUCUUCCGUUCCUAAUGUGCUUCAAUGCUGCGGCGCUUCUCCUCUGUACGUGGGCACUGCUGAAUUUGGAGGAACUGGAAACUGCUCGAGGCCAGUUUGCCGACGCAGACGGAUUGUUGCAGCUUCCAUUUCGCGCAGGUGGCGCCGGGAACGAUGCGGAGUCUAAGGCAAGCGGUCGCGCCCAGAUUUCAGAGGCUUUCAACGCGUUACUAAACGCCCGAGUCCAGAGAAACGAGUUGGCGAUGCAGCUGAGCUAAACUUGGAGUUGAGAUGGAAUCGUAAUUUCAACCUGACCGUGUUACGGCUUCGAGCGUUCCUCUGUUUCCUCGCGAUGUCCGUGGGCAAAUCAUAGAAACUGCGACAAGCCGUCGGAGUUCCACGGAAACUGACCUCUACUGGAGGGAACGUCUUUGGACAGGAAAUGCAUGUCAAAAGAAUAUAUCUGGAUAUAUGUAUGUAUAUGUAUGCCUUUUUAUAUGUGUGCUUCGAGAUCUAACGCGUAUCCAGUUGCCCGCACACUGGACGAACGGUGUUUCGAUUAUGUGAAGAAUUGUGCAUGUGGAAAUGGAUUAUUUUCGUGCUGUGUGAGUUGGUGCUCGUCCCUAUAUGUAGUAGACCGUCGAGCGAAGAGCAUGCGCCCGAGUUACUGUUUUCGUUUUUUCUG
Molecule: messenger RNA, 3887 nt
Organism: Toxoplasma gondii ME49
Lineage: Eukaryota; Apicomplexa; Conoidasida; Eucoccidiorida; Sarcocystidae
Exons: 2
Coding region: 1-3480 (1159 amino acids)
Source: RefSeq, a predicted model, not a curated record